Molecule: messenger RNA, 738 nt
Organism: Alternaria ethzedia
Lineage: Eukaryota; Fungi; Ascomycota; Dothideomycetes; Pleosporales; Pleosporaceae
Exons: 1
Coding region: 1-738 (245 amino acids)
Molecular function (GO): FAD binding
Source: RefSeq, a predicted model, not a curated record
AUGGCGAUUGUAACAGGUGCCAACCCCAGCGUCGGGCUCAUUGGGUGGCUCACAGGCGGUGGUCAUGGACCGCUUUCGACAAGCUACGGGAUGGGGGCCGACAACUUGCUUGAGGCCACCAUUGUCACACCGAAUGGUGAAGUCGUCCUCGCGAACCCAUGUCAGAACCAAGACUUGUUCUUUGCUAUACGAGGCGGAGGUGGCGGCACAUUCGGCAUCAUCACUGAAGUCGUCGUUCGCACUUUUCCAACCCCAAGAACUACUGCACAUACCUUCCAAGUCCGCUUAAAAGACCUAGGCAGAAGCGCGGAUUUCUAUAAGUUCUUGGGAUACCUGCACGCUGAGAUGCAGCGGCUGAAAGAAGGCGGCAUGCAAGGGUAUUACCUGGUUGUGGGACCGCCUAUUGUUCCCACUCUAUCAUUCUCCUGGACAUUCUUACUUUACAACGCUCCAAGCGGAGCGGUUGAGCUACUCAUGGAACCUAUUGAAGCAUAUCUGCAGGAGCGGAGGCAGGCUUUUGAAUGGCAGUCGAUAUUAUCGCACACGGAUACGUACCUGGAGAUGCACAAAGCCAAUUUCACGAACGAGCAAGUCGCAAAUGGUGGCUCGGCAUAUGGGUCAAGAUUGCUCAGUGCCGAGAGUCUGGCGAACCCACACCUGACGGCGAUCGUAUUUUCGAAGAUCGGCCCAACCAAUGAUGCCUUUGAGCCAAAUGUAAAGGACCUCAGCUCUGGUUGA